GGAUUAAUGGCUUAGUUGCCGUACAAAAACAACAGAAAUGGCGUCUUCCCAGGAUGUCCACGUCCGUAUUUGUGGACAAGAAAUAAUCAAAUAUGAUCUCGAAAUUAAAGCUCUCAUUCAGGAUAUUAGAGAAUGUCCGGGGCCACAAAGUGUGCUGAUGGAUUUCAACUCCAAAGUAAAAGAGAAAUUCAAUCAACUGCGACAGAGAAUCCAGAAUAUGGAACAAAUGGCUAAGGAACAAGACAGAGAGACAGACAAACAAGACAUCUUGAGUGAGACAGAGAGUCAUCGCAGGCAGAAUCUGAGUAACCAGACAGCUUGGAGGAAGGCAAACCUGGCAUGUAAACUGUCCAUUGACAACCUUGAGAAAGAGGAACUUCUGAAUGGUGAAGACUCUACUGUGAGACAGCGGAAGGCAACUAAGGAGAGUCUGGUCCAGACGUCUGGUGACAUCACAGAGAGCCUGAUGAGCAUCAGUCGUAUGAUGGCCCAGUCGGUGUCUCAGAGCGAGGAGACCAUCGGCACUCUGGCUACAUCUUCAAGAACAGUCCUGGAAACGGAUGAGGAGUUCAAAUCCAUGACCGGAACCAUACAUUUGGGAAGGAAACUGAUCUCGAAGUAUAAUCGACGAGAAUUGACUGACAAACUACUCAUCUUUCUAGCAGUAGCUUUGUUUUUAGCAACUGUCUUGUACAUUUUGAAAAAAAGGCUGUUCCCAUUCAUUUAGAGGAAAUUGUAAGCGAUUGCCUGUUACUCAUUUUCUUUUUCUUUAUUACUCCCCAGAACUACGUCUGUAAUGUCACUGCAGUCAUGCUGCAUUUCGAACCUUUCAAUAUGUCUUUCUUGCCCUACUACAGCCUUGUGCCCUACAGUCUUGUGCAUGGCCAUUUUGCAUCUUCCCCAGACUGUCUACCUAACUGCCUCAGACUGACGUGUAGUAUCUAUCUAUACCACAGAGGAAUUACCUUGUAAACUCAAUGAGAUGACAUUGCACCGCAGAUGUUGAGAUGAGCGCGAUGCAAGACUUUGCUCUCACACAAGAGUAUCUGAGCAUGUGCGCUUCACGCUGCUACAUCGUGGUAGCUACGGGACCAAAACAGCAGAGAAGUUUAGCCCCGCGCUUCAACGCUCUUAGUUGAAAAUGACCCACUGUGUUUACUUCGUGCAUGCAAUGUCAUCUCGCUGAGUCUAUCUUUUACUGGUAGGAAUGCUUUCUUAUUCCAUUACCUUGCUUAUUCUUACUGUACAGUAUAGCUCAAAUGUAGACCCAGGCGUUAGUCCAUAUAAGGAGGAAAUGACAAUGGUUACUGUGCAUCUGAAACAGUAUAAUAAAGUUUGGAAGUAA
Molecule: messenger RNA, 1345 nt
Organism: Coregonus clupeaformis (lake whitefish)
Lineage: Eukaryota; Metazoa; Chordata; Actinopteri; Salmoniformes; Salmonidae
Product: vesicle transport protein SEC20-like
Exons: 6
Coding region: 38-727 (229 amino acids)
Biological process (GO): retrograde vesicle-mediated transport, Golgi to endoplasmic reticulum
Cellular component (GO): SNARE complex; endoplasmic reticulum
Molecular function (GO): SNAP receptor activity
Source: RefSeq, a predicted model, not a curated record